UCGAGCAUUUUACUGAAGUUAAGUGUGUAUGUUUUAAGAUGUCUGGACGAGGAAAGACUGGUGGUAAGGCACGCGCCAAGGCCAAGACUCGCUCUUCUCGAGCUGGGUUGCAAUUCCCCGUCGGUCGUGUUCAUAGGCUUCUGAGGAAAGGCAACUAUGCUGAACGUGUAGGCGCUGGUGCUCCCGUCUACUUGGCUGCUGUGCUCGAGUACUUGACUGCUGAAAUUCUCGAGUUAGCCGGGAAUGCUGCCCGCGACAACAAGAAAACCAGAAUCAUUCCUCGUCAUCUGCAGUUGGCUGUGCGUAACGACGAGGAGCUCAACAAGUUGUUGGGUGGCGUCACUAUCGCCCAAGGCGGUGUGCUGCCGAACAUUCAAGCAGUGCUUCUACCGAAGAAGACUGAGAAACCAGCUAAAAGCAAGUAAACUACGGCGAUACAUUUAUCCACACCAACGGCUCUUUUCAGGGCCACUCA
This is a messenger RNA of Polypterus senegalus (gray bichir), 475 nucleotides long. Its product is annotated as histone H2A-like. Gene Ontology annotation, cellular component: nucleosome. The transcript has a single exon. Bases 39 to 425 code for a protein of 128 amino acids. Gene Ontology annotation, molecular function: protein heterodimerization activity; DNA binding; structural constituent of chromatin. The record is from RefSeq and is a predicted model, not a curated record. Lineage: Eukaryota; Metazoa; Chordata; Cladistia; Polypteriformes; Polypteridae.